Phragmites australis (common reed) is the source of this 2901-nucleotide messenger RNA. RefSeq lists its product as uncharacterized. Gene Ontology annotation, molecular function: protein binding. The transcript is spliced from 3 exons. The coding region runs from base 321 to 2663 and encodes 780 amino acids. Lineage: Eukaryota; Viridiplantae; Streptophyta; Magnoliopsida; Poales; Poaceae. The record is from RefSeq and is a predicted model, not a curated record.
AAUGCCUCUGAUCCUGAUGAUCGAAGACAAGGGAAGUGAAGCACCCAAACAAGCUCUUGCAGUAGGGAAAAGCAAGGAGUCCGUGCAAAGCAGAAGCAGCUCAUCUCCCUCCUCGUCUAAUCCUUUUUCCUCCCGUUACGCGACAAAAUUAGCGAACAGAUUCGUAUGCGAGAGCGGCGCAGCGCACGCGAUUAGCGCCCCGGAUCAUGAUCUGAUCCACGCAGCGGCGGCGGCGGCAGCGCCCAUCCAUUGCUCAGUCCGCUCCGCCCUCGUCCUCACCGAUCCGUCACCUGCCGAUCGAUCAGGAGGCGGCGGCAGCGAUGUCGUCCCAGGGCGGCGGCGCCGACGGGUGGGGCGGCGAGGACGGCAACUCGCUCUUCGAGGGUAUGGUCCUCUUCGCGCCUGAAUCCCACGCCGCCGAGGAGCAGGCCCCAGACCCCGGGCCGCCCGCCGCUCGGCCCGACGCAGAUGCGGCCUCCUCCCUGACGCCGCCCGCGCCGCCGCCGCUCGACGAGGACCUCUUCUCCGAUCUCACCCUCCUCGCUCCCCAGGAGCCGCCUUCGCUGGAGCAGCACCCGCAAGGCGAGGAUCGGGGCCACGCGCUGCCGCCGGCUCCGACGCUGACUCCCCCCGCGGCCGCCCUCUCCCGGCAGCCGUCCUCCUCGUCGCUCCGCAAGAAGAAGAGGGCCGUGCGUAUCGGGUACGGCCGCUCGCCUCAACCCGCCCCGCCCUCCCCUCCUACUGCUGCAAUCCCUGCUACUACUGCUGUCGUGGCUGCUACGAUCUCUGCGAGUACUAGUAUCCUCACCGAUGCUUCGCCGAAUCCUGCCGCUCCUCAUACCCCCGACCAGUACCCUGAGGAGCAAGUCGAUGUCUAUGGCGACGGCUAUGAGCAAGACGCAGUGGUGGUGUUGGAUCCGGUUGACAAUUCUCUGCGUGUAGAGGAGGCGAAGGAGGAAGAUGAUGAGAAAGAGAACGGUGGGGGUGGAGUUGCAGAGGUGGGGAUCGACGAGAGUCUGGCUCUCCUCAGAUCCCAAAUCUCCGGCAAGCUUGAGUCCAUCCAGCAGAGGGCUGCUGCUGUCACGGCCAGGAGGAGGCAGCUGGCGGGUCGGCUGAGGAAGGUGGCGGCGGAGGUGGGCUCUGCGGUGUCCAGGCACAAGGAUUUGGAGAGGGAGCUGGAGGAGGCCUGUGAGGCCGAGGACUUUGAGAAGGCCGAGAGGAUCAGCAAUUCCCUUGUGGCGUUGGAGAAGGAGAAGGAUCUGUUGUUGACGGCGCUGCGUGAUGCGGAGCGUGACUAUGAUUUGGUGGACUCGGAGUUGCAGGAUGUGCUUGAGUCGCGCAUCGCAGCGGAGGAGGAAGCUGCUGCCCUUCUGGAGCAAUUUGCAAAGGAUGCCACUGACCAUGCUGAUUCAGAAAGCAAGCAAGCACAAGAAAUGUCCUUGAAAGAAAUAGAAGGGUGGCAAACAUCAAUGGAGUUACUAGAAACAAAGAAGUUAGAGAUGCAGGUUGAAACACAAUUGGUUUUGGCAGCGCGUUCAGGGUUGGAAGGCUCAAUAGAACAUUUGGUUGAAGAUGACAAAAAAGAAAAAGAUACGCUGAGUAAGAGAGGAGAAAUCCUCGCUGAGGAGUUAGCUGGCCUUCUAGAGUUGGUGAGGUUGAAGGAAUCAGAGAUAGCUGAAAACAAUGCUCAGAUCCAUGAGGUUCAAGAAAGGAUCAGUGCCGUGGUCUCCAAAUUUCAUGGCUCUCAGUCAGAUAUUGACUUGAAGCUCAAUUCCCUGCAGGAAGCCCAAACUAAAGUGGAUUUAGAGACUGAAGCACUUGUCUUAAAAAAGAAUGAAAUCGAUAAAUUCAUCACUUUAACAGAACAGAAAAACUCAGAGUUGAGGGAAAUUAUUGGUUCUUGUUCAUCUGAAGCAAAAACUUGCCAGCAAUCAGUUGAAAUAAGAAGAAAACUGGCAUCAUCAAUUUUGAAGUCAAGAGAGGAUAGAAUUGCGUUGCUAAAAAUGGAGGAGGAAAUUUUGCAAGACAUUCAAAUGCUCAGGCAAGAAAUUACUGAUGCAAGAACUAGUCUUCAGGAGAUAUCUUCAAGGAGAUCAGGCAUACAGCAAGAGAUGGCUUCAAUUAAGCAGAAGUUGAGCUUCAUUGACAAAAGGGGCCCUGAACUAGAGGCUGAAAAGAAAGUUGCUGCUGCUGCGAGAAACUUCAAGGAAGCAGGAAGGAUAGCUGCGGAAGCAAAAGCUCUUAAUUCCGAAAAGGAAGAACUGCACGCUAAGUUGGAGAAAGCUGCUAUUGAUCUAGAGAUAAUAGAGAAGGAUAUCGUAGCAACUACCAACAAGAUACAGGAAUGUGAAGGGCUUAUUGUACUCAAAGAAAAAGAGUCAGCCAUGACAAGUUACAAAAGACUUCGUUUGGAUUGUGCUGCUGCUAGAGCAGAAUUGAUUGCUGCAACUGAAACGGAUGAUAAUGAAGAAGUUGAGAUACUACAUAGAGAAGCUGAAGCUGCAGAGUCUAAAGCAAUGGAACUAAAAACGUGCUAUGAUCUCCAACUGGAGGUCGAUGAGUUCAUGUUUCAGCCCGUAGUCCCUAUAGCAUUCAUAACAAAUUCAACAGGGCAGCACUUGGCGGAAAUUGCUUCUUCAUUUGGCCUAUCUCCCCAGAAAUGAAUUGGACAGUGGACUUGCAUACAACCAGGGCUGUCCGAUACGGUAUCCAAACUUUCUGCCAGCACCUGUGCAUAUUGGAGGGAGCACCUGUGCUGUAGUGAACUCUCCCUCUUUCAGGAUGUCUUGCUCAAUGCCCCUCUUUAACUCCCAGCAUUUGGAAUCUACUCUGAACAGGAGUAGGGGUCCUAGGCGAGAUCAAGUGUACAUCCGUUUUGCAUACUCUUUGGGGAUUUUGUAC